Molecule: messenger RNA, 441 nt
Organism: Phragmites australis (common reed)
Lineage: Eukaryota; Viridiplantae; Streptophyta; Magnoliopsida; Poales; Poaceae
Product: non-specific lipid transfer protein GPI-anchored 15-like
Exons: 3
Coding region: 1-441 (146 amino acids)
Source: RefSeq, a predicted model, not a curated record
AUGGCUCGCGGAUUGUCGUCUGCGGUCGGCCUGGCGGUGGCGGUGGCGGUGGCCGCGCUCGCGGUGGCGGCGCCUCGGUGCGCCGCGCAGACGGCGGGCUGCACGCUGUCCAUCGUGAGCCUGUCGCCGUGCCUCUCCUUCACCGCGGGGAACACGUCCGCGCCGAGCGCAUCGUGCUGCUCCGCGCUGGCCAGCGUCGUGCAGGCUGUGGGCGCUCCUGCGGCAUCACCGGCGACGCCCAGUACUGGCUCUGCGUCUCCCUCGGCGCCGGCACCCGCCGUCGAGGCUCCUACGGCGGCACCGUCAGUUUACAGCACGGCAGGAGCUGGAUCGAAGGCGACUCCGGCGACUGGUGCCGUCUCAUCACACGCCGGCGUCACCAAAUCCGCGGCUGUCUCUGUCUCUUUCGCCGUCGCAAUUGCGUCGCUGAUGGUUUUCUGA